This is a messenger RNA of Aspergillus terreus NIH2624, 309 nucleotides long. RefSeq names its product elongin C. The coding region runs from base 1 to 309 and encodes 102 amino acids. The record is from RefSeq and is a predicted model, not a curated record. Gene Ontology annotation, molecular function: protein-macromolecule adaptor activity. The transcript has 2 exons. Lineage: Eukaryota; Fungi; Ascomycota; Eurotiomycetes; Eurotiales; Aspergillaceae. Gene Ontology annotation, biological process: ubiquitin-dependent protein catabolic process. Gene Ontology annotation, cellular component: elongin complex.
AUGUCACCACCAACGCCCUCCGAAUUCGUCACGCUAGUAUCAGGCGAUGGCUUCGAAUUCGUCCUCCCGCGCAGCACAGCCUGCGUGUCCGGGACAAUUCGUCGCAUGCUGGACCCGUCGAGCAAAUUCGCCGAAGCAUUGACAGGCCGCUGCGUCUUGGAAAACAUCAGCGGCGUCGUUCUCGAAAAGGUGUGCGAGUAUUUCUGCUACAACGAGAAGAACAAAGACCAGACCAACGUGCCGGACAUGGAUAUCCCCCCGGAGCUGUGUCUGGAGUUGCUGAUGGCGGCGGAUUACCUUGAUACGUGA